AUGGAGGAUGCAGCAAGGAGGAACAAGGGGCGGCUCAGACUGAAUGCAAACAAGCUCAACACUUUCAACUAUGGCCGCUUCCGCUCAGCGUGGUGGAAGGUGAGCCGGAUCACGCCAGAAACUUUCGAUUACAUCGCCGACACUGGAGAUGUCCUGCUCUUCAAGUCUCAAGGCACCUUCCCGCAGCUGAUUCGAGCUGCCUCCAGAGCAGCUGCGAUGAACGGGCGCUACGACCACGUCGGUCUAAUUCUGAAGUUGGAAGGUGGUGCCACUGCAAUCUUAGAAGCAACAGGCAAUGAAGGCGUUGGCCUGUGCACCUGGUCCAACUUCCUAGCCAACAAUUGGCAGAAGCUCUAUCCAGAGUUGGCGCUUCGAAGAGUGCGGUGCAACCGGAAUGCAGAAACUCUGGGGGUACUGCAGGAGUGGGUUGGGAAUGUCAUUGGAAAGCCUUACAACAUCUCUGUUGGGAAAUUGAACCACAGAGGCUCCACUGGAGGGGACCAGGAGGACUUCUUUUGCUCGCAAUUAGUGGCCGAAGCAUUGAAGGUUAUGGGCGUGAUUCCCCGAGGGCAAAGAGACUCCGCCGAGUUUUGGCCAGACUCUUUUUCUGCCAAGAGCCCGCCCAUUGAGUGCACUCCCGACUGUAGCUUCGACCCUGAAGAUUUGACCAUCGACUUCGAUCUCUCGAAAGGCACCACUGACGCAAAAGCCUCCGCUGGGCAACAGCGUGACGCCACAGUAAGCCUGUGGUAA
Messenger RNA from Cladocopium goreaui, 753 nucleotides. Lineage: Eukaryota; Dinophyceae; Suessiales; Symbiodiniaceae. The record is from the annotation of a GenBank genome assembly.